CGGCUUCCGGUCUGAGGCGGGAGGUGUCAGUUCGAGGGGGGCGGGAAAGGAGCGGCGGCAGUUUCCCAGCUCGGGAGUGGGGACAUGUCAGUAUAGCCGCAGUGUGCCUCUUCCUCCAGUGUCACGGAGUCAAGUUGCAGAAAUGGGUCUGCUCUCCGAUCCAAACCGCCGGCAGGUGCUGACAAACCUGCUCACCAGGAUGAACACGCCGCUGUGCUUCAUGUGCUACAUCGCUGGGGUCUCCUGGUUCAUGGGCCUGGCCUUUGAACCCUUUAUCCUGCGAAUGUACACAUCGGAAAAUGCCAUGGGCUCCACCAUGGUGGACGAGAACUUUGUCUAUGGUGACAGGGCACUGUCCUAUGCCCGGGAAUUCUCCGCCCAUGGGAAAAAGGCCGGGGAGAUGCCUGUGGAAUGGCUUGUGAAGACCAUGAGUGGCCUGGGGCUGGAGACCCAUACCCAGACCUUCUCGCGAACUCUCCCCUUCCCCGACGAGAUACGGGAGAGAUAUAUGGUGAAAGGGACCAACGUGUACGGAAUUCUUCGGGCGUCGAGGGCGGCAAGUACAGAAUCGAUCGUGCUGAGCACUCCAGUCGGGAUCAGACAGAACAGCCAGGCAGCUGGCCUGCUCCUGGCUCUGGCUUCAUAUUUCCGAGGUCAGAUUCACUGGGCCAAGGACAUCAUCUUCCUUUUCAAUGAACAUGACAUGAUUGGGAUGGAGGCUUGGCUCGAAGCUUACCACGAUGUCAAUGUGACAGAUAUUAACUCGUCGGUGAUGGAAGGCCGUGCCGGAUCGAUCCAGGCCGCCAUCACCAUUGAGAUCAGCAGUGACGUCGUGACCAGCUUCGAUAUCAGUGUCGAGGGGCUGAAUGGGCAGCUGCCAAAUCUGGACCUGGUGAACCUCUUCACAUCAUUCUGCCAGAAGAAUGGGGUACUGUGUACCAUCCAGGGCAAGUUACCGCGCCUGGACGGAGAGACCCUGGAGGGUUAUCUUCACUCACUGCACACCAUGCUGCUGAUGGUGCUGAAACAGGGCUCUGGGAAAUCCCAGGGAGACCACGGCCUCUUCCUGCGAUACCACAUCGAGGCAGUCACCAUCCGCGGCAUCAACAGCUUCCGUCAGUACAAGUUCGACAUGGUCACUGUCGGCAAGGUGUUUGAGGGGAUGGUGAGGAAGCUGAACAACCUCCUGGAGAAGCUGCACCAAUCCUACUUCUUCUACCUGCUCCCAUCUCUCUCACGGUUUGUCUCCAUUGGAUAUUACAUGCCCGCCUUUGUCUUCCUGAUCCUCAUCCUGCUGCUCAGAGCUCUUGACCUGUGGAUCCGAUUGUCCAAGGUUCCCGUCUCUACUCAGGACUGUGCCAACGAGAAUGUGAGACCAAGUUUCCUGUCGAUCAUGACUCCGAUUUUUAUCUGCCAUGUCAUGGGUCUUGCCCUCUACUACGUGCCACUCCUGUGCCAGGGAAGAGCGACAGACCAUUUCCCCGUCUCGGACACUGAAGCUGUCGUACUCACUUCCAUUGCAAUCUACGUGGCCGGACUGGCACUGCCCCACAACACCCAGAGUGGCUUGCCGACUGAGUUGGCUGCCCAUGGCUGGAUGACUCUGAAGCUGAUCUCUGUCCUAUACCUGGCUCUCCUGCUGGGCUGCAUCACCUUGAUCAACUUCUCUCUGGGCUUCAUCCUGGCUGUGACCCUCGUCCCAGCAGCUGCCCUCGCUGAGCCUGCACCCCACAGGACGCUGAAAGCCCUGUUCCUUAUCCUGAUGUCGCCGAUCACUAUCUUGCUGAUGUGUAUUUACCUGUACCAUGAACUGGCCGAAUACCCUAUCACUCUGCUGGAGUGCUGGCAGCUCCUCCUGCAGGCUGUGGCUGAGUCCAUUCUCGAUCACCAUCUGUACAGCUCCAUCAUUUACCCCUUUGUUGUCUUCUUCAUCUACCCCUGCUGGCUCCUGCUCUGGAACGUGGUCUUCUGGAACUGAGAGAGUGCACACAUCUCCCUCCACGGCCCUGCCCAGGACGAUACACACCACCCCAAGGGUGACGCGGUUGAAGGCAUGAUGGGUUAGAAAGACAGCAGACUGUGAGGGUCUCUUAUUGAAUAACAUUGGGUUUCAUUCUGGGGUUUCUGAGGUUUUAAUUUGACUGCAUGGGGUGAUGGGGGAGGGAGUCAGAAAACAAGACAUCUCAGGGUUGGGGGUUGUGGGGGCUUGGAGGGACCGAUCACUUGGAGAGGGAAGGAAAAGGGCGGGAAUUGAGGUCAGCACGGGGUGUCUGGUGACUGGGUUACAACAGGAAAUGGGCAAGUGAAAUGAGCUGAGGACUGAAGGGAUCAGGAGGGACCAAGUGGAGUUCUCAGGGGAGUUGCUGAAUAAGGAAGUUUGUCAUGAUCUGGGGAGACCAAACCUCAACAUUUGCACUUCGGGAUAGAAUGAACCUUAGUGUAAGUGAAAAGGAGCAGUGUCUAAGUCUUUAUAUCACCGAAGAAUAUCCCCAUGAUGUCUAACCCCACCUGGUAUCCAAUAAAGCUUUCAGAUCAUAUCCAGCACCAAAUGCAGGGUUUUAAUGUAACUUUUGGAUGUGUGUGUUGGGGUUGAGUAAGGAGCUGUGUUUGUGACCUUCACACAGAUCAUUACUUUCUGUUGGGGCUGGUCUGAAGUCAGAAACACAUCUCAAUGAAAUGACUGAAUGUUUCUCUUUCACUGAAUGAGGACCUGUUUCACUGCUGAGUUUAUAAUGUGAAAAAUUGUUUGUUGUGUAAAUAGUCGAUUGGAUUUUUAAAGAAAGGUGAGAAUAAAAACAGAUAAAUAUU
Hemiscyllium ocellatum (epaulette shark) is the source of this 2808-nucleotide messenger RNA. It is a transcript of the gene gpaa1, whose product is annotated as glycosylphosphatidylinositol anchor attachment 1. Gene Ontology annotation, biological process: attachment of GPI anchor to protein. The record is from RefSeq and is a predicted model, not a curated record. Gene Ontology annotation, cellular component: GPI-anchor transamidase complex; membrane. Bases 143 to 1978 code for a protein of 611 amino acids. NCBI's taxonomy places the organism in Eukaryota, Metazoa, Chordata, Chondrichthyes, Orectolobiformes, Hemiscylliidae. The transcript has 13 exons.